AUGUAAUAAUAAUCAUCUCCAAAAAUAAUUGAAAUCGCAAUCAGCACUGAAAUGCUGGGUCGUUACGCUUCUUAUAAGAUACAAGUUGAUCAAAAUAUUAUUAGCAGAAGGUUUAAUGACUUUGUUCAUUUUUAUGAUGCAUUACGUGCAAAUUACCCUGGUAUAUUUAUUCCUAGACUUCCUGAAAAAUAAGCUAUGGUAAUUUUUAAAUUAUUAUUUAAGGGAAAUCUUGAAGAAGAGUUCCUUAGAGUUAGAAGAACAAUGUUGUAAUAAUUCCUAAAUUCAAUAUUUAAGAGAAAAAUCUUAUGGAAUUCGCCAGAAACAAAAUAAUUCUUAAAUGAAUAGAACUAAAUUUGGAUACCUUUAAAUAAUGAUAAUAGAUCAUUAGAAGAAAAAUAUGUAGCUAAUCUUCCUGAUUGCUCGAAUGUAAUCAAUAUAAUUAAUUGAAGUUAGAAAUUACAUUAGAUAUGAAAUGUUAAUUUUAUGAUUUUUAAUCAUUUGUUGUAAAAGUAAAGCCAAUGAUUGAAAACUUUAAAAGAAUGUGCAAUAAUUAUGUGAUUGCUAAAACAAAUUUUAACACAGAAAAAUUGAUUUUUGUCAAUUAUGUACUUCCAGAGUUUGAAAAGAAUUUAUUGUUUAAGAGCGAUAAGAAAUUUUUUGAGAAAAUAAAGCCUUUAGAUUUGAUGAAGAAUUAAAAAUAUGAUUAAGCUCGUAAAUUUUAGAAUGAUCAGAUUUUGAUAGAUUUAAGUAUUUACGAGAGCGACAUAGAGGUGAUAAAAUAUUAGGAUUAUUUUAGUCUCAUUUGAUAUAAUUCGAUUAGAUAAGGAAAUGGGAAGAUAAGAUUAUAAAAUAUGAGGAUAAAAUAAGAUAGAAUUAAUUAGAUUUAUAAUAGACAAUAAAUAAUUAGAGAAAUGCAGUUGCAAAGUUAUUUUUUGGAUCUAAAGAAAAGGAGAUAUUAAGAUUAUAAAAUUAGAUAGAUUAAGUAAUAUAUAUUGAAAUUGAUAUUUUAGUAUUGUAAGAGUAUUUAGAAUUUGAAGGGUUUAAUAAAUAUCACAAUGGGUUAAGUUUGUUUAUUUGAGAUUCCUGAUUUUAUAAAAGAGAAAGAGUAGAAUUUAUUUAAGUUAAUAAAAAUAAUAGGUUAAUUGGAGAUGGAAUAGAUAAGUUUGAGUGCAGAGUAUUGGUAAAAUAUUUUGGAUUCUCGUUUAAUAUCUUAGAUUGAAUAAUAAUAAAUAUAUGAUUCUGUGUUAAUAAUAGAAUAGAAAUAGUAAGAUUAGAAUUUGUAAAAAGAAGAGAAAAAUUAGAAUUAGAAUUAGAAUUAAGAUUAGAAUUAAGAUUAGAAUUAAGAUUAAGAUUAGUUUAAAGAAAAGAAGAGUGAAGUGAUAUCAGAAUAGAAAGAAUAAGAGAGUAAUGAAUAAAAUUGAAAAUAAAUAAG
This is a messenger RNA of Paramecium sonneborni, 1432 nucleotides long. The record is from the annotation of a GenBank genome assembly. NCBI's taxonomy places the organism in Eukaryota, Ciliophora, Oligohymenophorea, Peniculida, Parameciidae.